Heterocephalus glaber (naked mole-rat) is the source of this 3772-nucleotide messenger RNA. It is a transcript of the gene Fpgs, whose product is annotated as folylpolyglutamate synthase. Lineage: Eukaryota; Metazoa; Chordata; Mammalia; Rodentia; Bathyergidae. Gene Ontology annotation, biological process: tetrahydrofolylpolyglutamate biosynthetic process. The record is from RefSeq and is a predicted model, not a curated record. Gene Ontology annotation, cellular component: cytosol; cytoplasm; mitochondrion. Gene Ontology annotation, molecular function: tetrahydrofolylpolyglutamate synthase activity; ATP binding.
AGUUCAAAUGCUGCUUUUGUGACUUGGGCGUUUACCUUUACUCCUCUGUGCCCCCGGUUUCCUUCCCCUUACACAGGAUGGUGACCACACUGACACCUGCUUCCUAGGGUCCCUGUGAGGACAGGGUGAGCAACUGUGUGCCAGUAGUGUUUAUAGCACACUCUACUCCACAGAGAGGAUACUACGCAGUUUCCUACAUAAAUAUCUAAAAGGGUCUCACUAUGUAUCCCAGGCUGGCCUGAACUCACAGUGAUCUUCCUGCCUCAGUCUCCCGAGUGCUGGGAUUACAGGUGUGUAAUUAUAGCUGGGUAAGAAAGUAAGAUGCAGAAAAUAUCACCUGCAUUGACUUGAUAGCUGUGUAGGUGAGUCUGUGAUUUCAUGAGCGUAGAAAAUGACAGGACACCAGAGAUUUAGCUCAGUGGUUUUGCCGACUGCUGUGCAAGCCCAAGGACCCAAGUUCGAACCCCAGACCAAAAAAAAAAAGAAAGAAAAUGACAGGACACAUACUCAGAUUAGCCAUGAAGGAAGAGUGUGUGUGUGUGUGUGUGUGUGUGUGUGUGUGUGUGUGUGUGUUGGGAGCUGCCGAGUGAGCAAAAGAAAGAUGUUCAAAGCUUCUUAUAAUCAUGUUAAUGCAGCUUUGACAUGAUGCAAACGUGUGUACAGAAAGUUACAACAGUUAAAAAGUGGAAACCAAGAGAAGAAAGUAUCUCUCCCUCGCUAUGGGAGCCAGGGCGGGGCAGCGACCAGUGUGUAAAUAGUAGAAUCCAGCUAGGGACAGAAUCGUCUGCUCCCCACACAUCAGUUGUUUAUUUAGGAAUCAAACAAUCUCUUUAAAAUUUUUCUUGGGAUUUAUUUAUUUAUGAGACAGGAGCUGGCCGGCCUGGAAUUCAAAAGUCUCCCGCCUCAGCCUCCCUAGUGCUGCGAUCACACGCCAUACCACCACGCCCAGGCUUUCAAACAAUCUGAUAAUGCCCAGUGCAGGGAAGAGGGAGGUAUUGCAAUCCCAUUAGUCAUUUGGCAGAUUGAUUGCCCGUUAUCUGAGGGGUUUUCCCUAGCAGGUUUACAAUACCUCUUCCCUACUUGGGGCCUCCACUGUUAAAAAGAUUUCUCCAGGCUCCCUUUUCACGCUAGCACAAAUGGGGGUCCUCUUCAUCCAUCGGUAGAAAAGACGGUAGGAAAGAUUACUGUCCCGGUUCCCAGCUGACCCUCAGAUCCAUUCUCCACACAGCAGCAGCCCCAGGGAGCUUCCAAAGUGCCAAUCUGGUCAUGGCUUUCCUCCAAAAAGCCAAGUUAAUGUCAGUCACAUUUUCUCCAAAUUCCUUCCCGGGUCACCGGGCCUGCUGGAUCAGCAUCCUGGCAGUAGGGGGCAGCCACGUGGAACCAGCUCCCGGAGUGCCCACUUCUCUCUGCAAUCACUGUUUUCCUCUCACAGUUCCCUCCCUUUGCUUGGAAGCCUCUGGUCGCACCCUACGGGUCUCAGCUGUGAUGUCGCGACCUCUUUAUGUCAGCUGUGCCCUUCUAUCCUGGCUCAGGGCUGGUUCAGGCCUAGACCAGGGGCUGAGGGAUGCUGACUAUGCCUGGCUAGUUUUGGGCCGAAGGGUCUAGGGAGGAUGGCGACGAAAAGAGCGCGUAUCCCUUUAAAAGGAGAGAGGAGUCUCUGGAGAGCGGCCCGCACAAGCACGGCGGUACAGCAGGGCAGCCCAGCCACCUGCCCCUCACAAAGAUGGCCCCCACGAAGGCGCAGGCUCUUAUUGGAUGCAGUGCGCACACUCAACACCCUGCAGACCAAUGCUAGUUACCUGGAGCAGGUGAAGCGCCAGCGGGGUGACCCCCAGAAGCAGCUGGAAGCCAUGGAGCUGUUCCUGGCACGGAGCGGGCUUCAGGUGGAGGACUUGGACCGGCUGAACAUCAUUCAUGUCACUGGGACCAAGGGGAAGGGUUCUACCUGUGCCUUCACAGAGUGCAUCCUCCGGAAUUACGGCCUGAAGACCGGAUUCUUUAGCUCUCCCCACCUGGUGCAGGUGCGUGAGCGGAUCCGCAUCAAUGGGCAGCCCAUCAGGCCUGAGCUCUUCACCAAGCACUUCUGGCGCCUCUACCGUCGGCUGGAGGAGACCAAGGAUGGCAGCUGUGUGUCCAUGCCCGCCUACUUCCGCUUCCUCACGCUCAUGGCCUUCCACGUCUUCCUCCAAGAGAAGGUGGACCUGGCGGUGGUGGAAGUUGGCAUAGGCGGGGCUUACGACUGCACCAACAUUAUCAGGAAGCCUGUAGUGUGCGGAGUGUCCUCUCUUGGCAUCGACCACACCAGCCUUCUGGGGGACACGGUGGAGAAGAUUGCAUGGCAGAAGGGAGGCAUCUUUAAGCCUGGCGUUCCUGCCUUUACGGUGCUGCAGCCGGAAGGUCCCCUGGCAGUGCUGAGGGAGCGUGCCCAGCAGAUUUCAUGCCCUCUUUACCUGUGCCCACCACUGGAAGCCCUGGAGGAAGGGGGACCAACGCUGACCCUGGGCCUGGAGGGCGAGCACCAGAGGUCCAAUGCGGCCUUGGCUUUACAGCUGGCCCACUGCUGGCUGCAGCAGCAGGGGCACCAGGACCUCGGGGAGCUGAAGAUGUCCAGGCCGAGCGUCCCCUGCCAGCUGCCCCUGGCCCCGGUGUUCCAGCCCACGUCCCACAUGCGGCAUGGGCUUCAGGACACGGAGUGGCCGGGCCGGACACAGGUGCUGCAGCACGGGCCCCUCACCUGGUACCUGGACGGUGCUCACACCACCAGCAGCAUGCAGGCCUGUGUGCGCUGGUUCCGCCAGGUGCUGCAGUGCAACCAGAGGCCCCCCAGUGGGCCUGAAGUGCGGGUCUUGCUCUUCAACUCCACUGGGGACAGGGACUCCUCAGCCCUGCUGAAGCUGCUACAGCCCUGCCAGUUUGACUAUGCUGUCUUCUGCCCCAACCUCACGGAGGUGUCAUCCACAGGCAAUGCAGACCAGCAGAACUUCACAGUGACGCUGGACCAGAUGCUGAUCCGCUGCCUGGACCACCAGCGGCACUGGAGCCACCUGGACAAGGAGCAGGACGGCCCCGACCUCUGGGGCCCCCCACAGCCCAGCAGGCCUGCGCCCUUGUUGCUGGCACCUCACCCACCCCACCCCUGCAUUGCCAGCUCCCUGGUCUUCAGCUGCGUCUCCCAUGCCUUGCAGUGGAUCAGCCAAGGCCGAGACCCUGUCUUCCAGCCACCCCAUCCCCCAAAGAGCCUCCUCUCCCACCCCACAGCAACCAGCGGGGCCAGCGUCCUCCAGGAGGCUGCUGCCAUCCACGUGCUGGUCACCGGCAGCCUGCACCUGGUGGGCAGUGUCCUCAAGCUACUAGAGCCCUCCCUGUCCCAGUAGCCAUGGCCACAGGCGGGGUGGGAGGUGGGAGCCUCCCGCACCCACCCUCCCUUCUUGCCACGGACUUGUGCCAGGUGCCUUUCAGGUUCUGCUUUCCCACAUCUGCCAGGCUUGGGCAUGGACUGGGGCUGGGAGAGGACACCAUUGUCUGAGCUCUGUGCCUUGGCCUCUCUUCCUCCCAGCCCAGCCCGCUUCACCCCUGCCACCUCAUCACCACCUGGCUUGGGCCCAGCUUGUCGUGUGAGCGGCCUGGCCAGGCUCUGGGUCCUGCUGUGUGUUGAGUGAUGGAUUUCCUCCUCCCAGCGCCUUCUGGGAAAGGAGAGGGCCCCUGCCUGGGACACCCUGGGGACAGCAAAGCUGGAGUAAAUUAAAGGCUUUUAAUUUUAUUUUUAAAGAAA